Molecule: messenger RNA, 9352 nt
Organism: Acanthochromis polyacanthus (spiny chromis)
Lineage: Eukaryota; Metazoa; Chordata; Actinopteri; Pomacentridae
Gene: flna
Product: filamin A, alpha (actin binding protein 280)
Biological process (GO): actin cytoskeleton organization
Molecular function (GO): actin filament binding
Source: RefSeq, a predicted model, not a curated record
ACACCCCCAGAGCCUCCGCAGCUUUACCCGUUUACCAAUUAAGGCUCUCACGGUGAGUCCACGGAGAGAGAGAGGGACCGAGGUAGAAAAGCACAAAAGAGCGGAGGGACUAUCUCUUUACUUUUCCUUUUGCGCCACCAGCACAACCGGUACACCCGUUAUUUCCCCCCACCGGGACUGCGCGUGGGGAGGGAGGACCUCGGUGCAGCAGCACGCACACACACACACACACACCAACACACAACCCGCUGUGACCGCAGAAGCUGUUGCGCGCACUGAGCGAACGGACCGGAGAGACACAGGACGCACACUUCAGGAUCACAGACUGCCUCGCACAGAAAGUGAGAAACAGAGACGCGGAGAAAGAGAGGGAGCGGCCACGCAAAGUUGAGCAGACUCCACCCAGAAAAAAAAAGCAGCGAACCGAGAGACAGGCGAGACCAUAAAAAUGAGUGGUUCCCACCCCCGGCUCCACCAGAGCGCCGCGCCCGCUCCCAACGCUCUCUCCACGGACAAGGACGCAGAAAUGCCCGCCACGGAGAAGGACCUGGCCGAGGACGCGCCGUGGAAGAAGAUCCAGCAGAACACCUUCACCCGCUGGUGUAACGAGCACCUGAAAUGCGUCAACAAGCGGAUCGGCAACUUGCAGACGGACCUGAGCGACGGGCUGCGGCUCAUCGGGCUCCUGGAGGUCCUGUCCCAGAAGAAAAUGUUCAGAAAGUACAACCAGAGGCCCACCUUCCGCCAGAUGCAGCUGGAGAAUGUGUCCGUGGCUCUGGAGUUCCUGGACAAGGAGAACAUCAAGCUGGUGUCCAUAGACUCUAAAGCCAUUGUGGAUGGGAACCUGAAGCUGAUUCUGGGUCUGAUCUGGACCCUGAUCCUGCACUACUCCAUCUCCAUGCCCAUGUGGGACGAGGAGGAGGAGACGGACGACGGCAAGCAGAAGACGCCCAAGCAGAGGCUGCUGGGAUGGAUCCAGAACAAACUGCCCGAGCUUCCCAUCACGAACUUCCACCGGGACUGGCAGAGCGGCCGGGCCCUGGGUGCCCUGGUCGACAGCUGUGCUCCAGGUUUGUGUCCUGACUGGGAUCAGUGGGAUCAGACCAAACCAGUGGACAACGCCCGCGAGGCCAUGCAGCAAGCCGACGACUGGCUGGGUAUCCCACAGGUGAUAACCCCCGAAGAGAUCGUUGACCCCAACGUGGACGAGCAUUCAGUCAUGACCUACCUGUCCCAGUUCCCCAAGGCCAAACUGAAGCCCGGCGCUCCUCUCCGACCCAAACUCAACCCCAAGAAGGCCCGAGCCUACGGACCAGGUGUUGAGCCUGUCGGUAAUGUUGUGAUGAAGAAGGCUGUGUUCACUGUGGAGACCAUCAGUGCAGGAAUGGGAGAGGUUCUGGUUUACGUGGAGGAUCCUGCUGGACACAGGGAGGAGGCUAAAGUGACGGCCAACAACGACAAGAACCGCACCUACUCUGUCUUCUACGUCCCUAAAGUUACAGGCAUGCACAAGGUGACGGUGCUGUUUGCAGGCCAGCACAUCUCUAAGAGCCCCUUCGAGGUGGAGAUUGGCAUGGCUCAGGGAGACUCCAGCAAGGCUACGGCCCAGGGACCAGGCCUGGAGCCGUCUGGAAACAUCGCCAACAAAUCCACCUACUUCGACGUCUACACGGCAGGUGCCGGCGUUGGCGAGGUGGAGGUGGUGAUCAUGGACCCAAGCGGCAAGAAGAACACAGUGCCGUGCACCAUCGAGGAUAAAGGCAACAGCAGCCACCGGUGCACCUACAAACCCACGCAGGAGGGUCAGCACAUCGUCUACGUCACCUUCGCUGGUGGUCAGAUCAGCAAGAGUCCCUUCACGGUCAACGUGGGAGAAGCGUGCAACCCCAGCCUCUGCAGAGCGAAGGGUCGCGGUCUGCAGCCGAAGGGCCUGAGGGUGAAGGAGACCGCAGACUUCAAGGUUUACACCAAAGGAGCCGGCACCGGAGAGCUCAAAGUCUCCAUCAAGGGCCCCAAGGGUCUGGAGGAGCCAUGCAAAAGGAAAGACCUUGGAGAUGGUGUGUAUGGAUUCGAGUAUUACCCCACCACACCUGGGACAUACAGCAUCACCAUCACCUGGGGAGGACAGCACAUCCCCCGCAGUCCCAUUGAGGUCAAGAUCGGCGCUGAGGCCGGCCAGCAGAAGGUGAGGGCCUGGGGUCCGGGCCUGGAGGGAGGCGUCGUCGGCAAAUCUGCUGACUUUGUGGUGGAGGCUGUUGGAGACAACGUCGGUACACUGGGUUUCUCUGUGGAAGGUCCAUCGCAGGCCAAGAUCGAAUGUGACGACAAGGGCGAUGGAUCCUGUGACGUGCGCUACUGGCCCACCGAGUCCGGAGAGUAUGCUGUCCAUGUGCUCUGCAACAACGAGGACAUCCAGCACUCACCCUUCAUGGCUGAGAUUGUCAACCCUCCAGGGAAAGACUUCUACCCCGACAAGGUCAAGGCUUAUGGUCCUGGCCUUCAGAGCAGUGGAUUGGCUGUUGGAAAACCCACAGAGUUCACAGUUGAUGCCAAGCAAGGAGGAAAAGCUCCUCUGAAGAUUGUAGCUCAGGAUGGUGAAGGCACUCCUUUGGAUGUCCAGGUUAAGGACAAUGGCAACGGCACAUACACCUGUACUUACACCCCACGUAAACCUGUGAAACACACCGUCAUGGUCUCCUGGGGAGGAGUCAACAUCCCCGACAGUCCUUUCAGGAUGAAUAUCGGGGCAGGUUGUCACCCAAACAAGGUGAAGGUGUCUGGACCUGGAGUGGCAAAGACCGGCCUCAAGGCCUUUGAGCCGACGUACUUCACUGUCGACUGUGCAGAGGCUGGUCAAGGGGACAUCAGCAUUGGAAUCAAGUGUGCCCCCGGGGUGGUUGGACCCGCAGAGGCCGACAUCGACUUUGACAUUAUCAGGAACGACAACGACACCUUCACCGUCAAGUACACUCCUCCUGGAGCCGGCAGCUACACCAUCAUGGUGCUGUUUGCUGACCAGGCCAUUCCAAUGACACCCAUCAGGAUUAAAGUGGAUCCUUCUCAUGACGCCAGCAAAGUCAAGGCAGAGGGACCAGGACUGAGCCGCAGUGGAGUAGAAUUAAACAAACCCACUCACUUCACCGUGAGCACUAAAGGAGCCGGAAAGGCAAACCUGGACUGCAACUUCAGCGGCCCGACCAAAGCAGAGGCUGUCAAGGACUUUGAAAUCAUCAACAACCACGACAACACACACACUGUAAAAUACACACCUGUGCAGCAGGGUCCUCUUGGAGUUGCUGUAACCUACGGUGGUGAUCAGAUACCCAAGAGCCCCUUCAACAUCGCUGUGGCACCCACACUGGACCUCAGCAAGGUCAACGUCACCGGCCUGGGAGACAAAAUGACUGUAGGCAAAGACCAGGAGGUGACCAUCAAGUCGAAGGGUGCUGGAGGUCAAGGCAAGGUCGCCGCCAAGGUGACCGGACCAUCAGGGAAGCCUGUGGCCAGCAAGGUUGAACCAGGUCUAAGUCCAGAAACCAGCCAGGUGAAGUUCAUUCCCCGGGAGGCCGGACCGUACCAGGUAGAGCUGACCUACGAUGGAGUGCCGAUCCCUGGAUCUCCUUAUACCCCCACUGCUUACCCUGCCACAGACCCCUCCAAGGUGCGCUGCUCAGGCCCAGGUUUGGAGCGUGCCAAGGUCGGGGAGACGGGAGAGUUCAUCGUGGACUGCAGCAACGCCGGCCCGGCCGAGCUCACCAUCGAGAUCAUCUCCGACAGCGGCACCGAGGCCGAGGUUCACAUCCAGGACAACGGGGACGGGACCUACACCAUCACCUACAUCCCCCUGUACCCCGGCUCCUACACCCUCACCAUCCGUUACGGUGGCCAGGAUGUGCCAAACUUCCCCGCUCGGCUCAAUGUGGAGCCUGCAGUCGACGCCAGCGGAGUCCUUGUGUUUGGACCCGGAGUGGAGGGCACAGGCGUUUUCCGCGAGGCAACCACCGACUUCACCGUGGACGCUCGUGCACUCACUCAGUCCGGAGGCGACCACAUCAAAACACUCAUCAGCAACCCGUCCGGCAGCCGCACGGAUGCCCUGAUCACCGACCUCGGAGAUGGAACCUACAGCGUCGAGUACACUCCCUACGAGGAGGGUCCACACAACGUGGAGGUUUGCUAUGACGGCUCUCCAGUGCCAAAGAGUCCUUUCCGUGUUGGCGUCACCGAAGGUUGCGAUCCAGCUCGCGUCCGUGUGCACGGUCCUGGUCUGAAAGGCGGCAUCACCAACAAGCCCAACAAGUUCACAGUGGAGACCAGAGGAGCUGGUACUGGUGGUCUUGGUCUAGCAAUGGAAGGUCCAUCAGAGGCCAAGAUGUCCUGCACUGACAACAAGGAUGGCAGCUGCAGUGUGGAGUACAUCCCAUAUGAGCCCGGCACAUACAACCUCAACAUCACCUACGGACGACAGCCCAUCGCAGGCAGUCCAUUCCAAGUGCCAGUGAGCGACACGGUGGACAGCACCAAGGUGAAGUGUCAGGGUCCAGGCCUGAGCAACAACGUCAGAGCCAACAUUCCUCAGGCAUUCACAGUGGACGCCUCCAAAGCCGGAGUGGCCCCACUGCAGGUCCGCGUACAGGGGCCCAAAGGUGUGGUGGAGCCUGUAGAGGUGGUGGAUAACGGUGACCAGACCCAUACUGUCAACUAUGUUCCCACCAGAGAGGGACCAUAUUCCAUUAACGUGUUGUAUGCUGAUGAGGAGAUCCCACGAAGCCCAUACAAGGUGAAGGUCCUCCCCACCCACGAUGCCAGCAAAGUGCGUGCAAGUGGACCCGGCCUCAACACCACCGGAGUGCCCGCCUCGCUGCCCGUCGAGUUCACCAUUGAUGCCAAAGACGCCGGCGAGGGACUGCUGGCAGUGCAGAUCACUGACCCAGAUGGGAAGCCUAAGAAGGCCAACAUCCGUGACAACCAUGACGGAACCUACCUGGUCUCUUAUGUGCCGGACAUGACCGGCCGUUACACCAUCCUCAUUAAGUACGGCGGGGAUGAGAUUCCCUACUCACCCUACCGUAUCAGGGCCCUGCCCACCGGAGAUGCCAGCAAAUGCACAGUCACAGUCUCAAUCGGCGGUCACGGUUUAGGCGCCGGUGUCGGUCCGACUAUCCAGAUCGGCGAACAGACGGUCAUCACAGUGGACGCCAAGGCUGCAGGAAAAGGCAAGGUGACCUGCAGCGUGUGCACACCUGAGGGGGCGGAGCUCGACGUGGACGUGGUGGAAAACGAAGACGGCACAUUCGACAUCUUCUACACGGCGCCCCAGCCUGGCGAGUAUGUGAUCUGCGUCCGUUUUGGAGGGGAGCACAUCCCCAACAGUCCCUUCCAGGUCACGGCGCUGGAAGGAGCUCCGUCCGAUCAGCUCAUGCAGCAGAGCCAAAUGCCCCAGUACUACGCUCAACAGCCCUGGGCAACGGACAGACCAAUAGGAAUGAAUGGUCUGGAUGUGGCAGGACUGAGACCGUUCGACCUUGAUCCGUUCACCAUCCAGAAGGGAGAGAUCACAGGUGAGGUCCGAAUGCCGUCGGGCAAGGUGGCCAAGCCUGACAUCACCGACAACAAGGACGGCACUGUUACUGUCAAGUAUGCCCCCACCGAGGCCGGUCUGCAUGAGAUGGACAUCAAAUAUGACGGCAUCCACAUCCCUGGAAGUCCCCUACAGUUCUACGUGGACUACAUGAACAGCGGUAACGUCAGCGCCCACGGCCCUGGCCUCAUCCACGGCACCGUCAACAAGCCCGCUGUCUUCACUGUCAACACCAAAGAUGCUGGGGAGGGUGGUUUGUCUCUGGCCAUUGAGGGUCCAUCCAAGGCCGACAUCAGCUGUGUGGACAACCAGGACGGGACCUGCACUGUGUCCUACCUGCCAGUCCUGCCGGGAGACUACAGCAUCCUGGUCAAAUACAACGACAAGCACAUCCCAGGCAGCCCCUUCUCAGCCAGGAUCACAGGUGACGACUCCAUGAGGAUGUCCCAUCUGAAGGUGGGCUCAGCUGCUGAUAUCCCCCUGGACAUCGGAGAGCUCGACCUCAGCCAGCUGACCGCCUCCCUCACCACGCCGUCAGGCCGCGAGGAGCCCUGCCUGCUGAAGAUGCUGCGUAACGGACAUGUCGGUAUCUCAUUUGUUCCUAAGGAGAUUGGAGAGCAUCUUGUGAACAUCAAGAAGAACGGCCGCCACAUUCCCAGCAGCCCCAUCGCUGUUAUGAUCAAACAAUCGGAUGUCGGCGAUGCCAGCCGUGUGUGUGUGAGCGGGCAAGGCCUGAGCGAGGCCAGAACCUUUGAACCCGCCGAGUUCUUCAUCAACACUCGUGAUGCAGGCUACGGCGGCCUGAGCCUGUCCAUUGAGGGACCCAGUAAAGUCGACAUCAACACUGAAGACCAGGAGGACGGAACCUGCAAAGUCACCUACUGCCCCACCGAACCAGGAAACUACAUCAUCAACAUCAAGUUUGCUGACCAGCACGUGCCAGGGAGUGCGUUCACGGUGAAGGUAACAGGAGAGGGCAGGAUGAAGGAGAGCAUCACCAGGAAGAGGAGAGCGGCGUCGGUCGCCAACGUCGGCAGCCAGUGUGACCUCAGCCUCAAGAUCCCAGAGAUCAGCAUAGCCGACAUGACGGCCCAGGUGACCAGCCCGUCCGGUCAGAUCCACAAGGCGGAGAUCAUGGAGGGAGAGAACAACACCUACUGCAUUCGCUUCGUCCCCACUGAGACGGGCGUGCACACAGUUUGCGUCAAAUACAACGGCAUGCACGUCCCCGGCAGCCCGUUCCAGUUCACCGUCGGCCCGCUGGGAGAAGGUGGAGCGCAUAAGGUCCGUGCUGGAGGACCGGGUCUGGAGAGAGCAGAGGCUGGAGUACCAGCCGAGUUCAGUAUUUGGACGAGGGAGGCCGGAGCCGGAGGUCUCAGUAUCGCCGUCGAGGGGCCGAGCAAGGCUGAAAUCACCUUUGAGGACCGCAAGGACGGCUCCAGUGGAGUUUCCUACAUCGUACAGGAGCCUGGUGACUACGAGGUCUCGAUCCGAUUCAACGAUGAGCACAUCCCCGACAGCCCAUUCAUCGUCCCCGUGGCCUCGCCAUCAGAUGACGCCCGACGCCUCACUGUUGCCAGUCUUCAGGAGUCCGGUUUGAAGGUGAAUCAGCCGGCGUCGUUCGCCGUCAGCCUUAACGGGGCGAAGGGUGUGAUUGAUGCCAAGGUCCACAGUCCGUCUGGAGCGCUGGAAGAGUGCUGUGUCACCGAGAUCGACCAAGAUAAGUACGCAGUCCGGUUUAUCCCCAGAGAGAACGGACUCUAUCUGAUCGACGUGAAGUUCAACGGAAGCCACAUCCCUGGCAGUCCUUUUAAGAUCAGAGUUGGAGAGACGGGUCAGGCUGGCGACCCUGGGAUGGUGUCCGCCUACGGACCAGGACUGGAGGGCGGAACCACAGGAACUUCAUGUGAAUUUGUGGUGAACACGAGCAACGCCGGCCCCGGAGCUUUAGCCGUGACCAUCGACGGGCCCUCCAAGGUGAAGAUGGACUGCGUUGAGUGUCCUGAAGGCUACAGGGUCACGUACACCCCGAUGGCCCCCGGAAACUAUCUCAUCUCCAUCAAAUACGGCGGUCCUUACCACAUCGUUGGCAGCCCCUUCAAAGCCAAGAUCACUGGUUCCAAACUCGUGUCCAGCCACAGUAUGCAUGAAACCUCCACCGUCAUGGUCGACCCAGUGACCCGAGCCAUCAGCUGUUCCCAGCAGGGGGCUCCAGCCCAAUCAGACGCCAGUAAGGUGGUGGCGAAGGGCCAGGGCCUGACCAAAGGAUACAUCGGCCAGAAGAACAGCUUCAGCGUCGACUGCAGCAAAGCAGGUCGUAACAUGCUCAUGGUGGGCGUCGACGGUCCCAAGGUUCCCUGUGAGGAGAUCCUGGUGAAACAUCUGGGCAACCGACUGUACAACGUCAGCUACCAGCUCAAAGAGAAGGGAGAGUACAUCCUGGUGGUGAAGUGGGGAGACGACCACAUCCCCGGCAGCCCCUACCACAUCACUGUCUAAACUCACGGCUCCACAAACCUAUACCACUGUUUGAAAACAACAGAAACCCCGUCUCGAAUCUAACCUACCGAUCGUUGUUUACAGCUCCGAGUCCCUCCCACGUUUCAAAUCGUUUCAUUGCUAUUUAAUCAGUUACAAAACAGACUCAAUCGACUCAAAAGCAACAAGUUCACUGUAAUUUUCUCGUUUCAUUCUACUGCAUAUCACAUCAUUCAAUAAACCUAGGGAGGAGAAAGAUGCACCUUUUUUUUGUUACUGUAAGCUAGCAGUGCCUUUAGGCUAUUUGACAUUUUCAGCCAUAAGUGGACAUUUGUCAGAACUAGUGUAGGACGACUUAAUGUAGCGUAGCAACGGUAGAUUUAGUUUUUUUCAGCCCCCUGCUUUGUAUGGAAGGUUACUGUUUACACUGGAGGAGCUACUCUUACACACAUACAGUAAAUAAUGGAUUUAUAUGAGCUUCUAGGAACAACUGCAGGGCUUGGAGCAAAGAGUGUAUUUUUUUGUCGGUUUGUUGACACACUUUGGUGUAAGACCCUGAAUUGUUGGCAUAAAAAGUCAGUUUGUCUGUUACUUAAACGGGGGGUAGCAUUUGUAGAAAACGCUCAGCAGCGCUCACCAGCUCUCCAGCAUGUGGUGUUCAAGACGCUCCAUAACUAACCCGGUUGUUUUUACUCGCUGCUAGUGUGAUCCAGUUUUAGGCACUGCUGUUGUUAGUAGAGAAAUCAAAAACCAGAUCAGGUGGGAACACAUGUGAACAGAGCAUGUCACGGUAGCUUAAUGGCGGUUUGUGCUCCUAUUCUUCUUGUCGACACCGCUGCUGGGAAAACACCGCUUUCUGUGUGUUUUUUUUUCUUGUUGUUAAUUUUAAAAAAUAACGCGUGACACCAGCAUGUGCUCUGCAUUUCCAUUCGGUCUUCACUCCAGAUACAGCGAGGCUCUGAUUCAGAGCGUGGGACUUUUUUCUAUUAAAUUAAAGGGUCUAAAAAGGGAAGUCUCUAAAGUUGUCCCGGACAGAAAAGGGGGCUGAUGAGGAUGUUCUUGUUGUGGUUUGUCCAUUUAAACGAGAUGACCAAAAAGAAAAACUAAAGUUGUUGCUUUGUUUUCUGCUCAGUGUUUCACCCCCCCGCCUCCCCUCCAGCUCGCUCUGUGCCUAAUCUAGAUUACAGAACAAAACAAAUCUUGUCCGAAAUAAUAAAAAAGGCUUUAAAAGUGAUUGUAAGACAGUAUUUUGAUACACAAUAAAGUUGUCUAAGUAUUUUUCUGUCAAUUCAA